This is a messenger RNA of Camellia sinensis, 669 nucleotides long. RefSeq names its product histone-lysine N-methyltransferase. The record is from RefSeq and is a predicted model, not a curated record. NCBI's taxonomy places the organism in Eukaryota, Viridiplantae, Streptophyta, Magnoliopsida, Ericales, Theaceae.
CAGUAUUGAAAUCAAGGUAUUUACAUUUCAGGAGGGAAGAGAGAGAGAGAGAGAUGAAGCUGAGUAGAAAAUGGAAGAAAUAUGGAAGAGGAGAUAAAGAUGGAGAGGACGACAAUUUCUCUCUCCCCACUUCUGACGAUGUCCGUCCCUUGGACACCCAAGAACAGGAGGAAUUGGUUCGAUCACUUCAACAAAUUCAAGUUCAACAGUCUCUUUUAUGGAGGAGAGUGUUUUCAGCCAUUGCCUUUUGUUAUGCCGCGUUUCUCAUCUACUCAAUCUAUCAGCAGGUUUCUUCUCCAUGGGAACUGCGUUAUCAUGCUUACUUCAUGGAAGAGGUUGACUCCUGGAUCAUUAUAUCUGCAGAUUGGGCAGCUGUUUUGGUGUGUUCAGUAGCUAUUGUUGGGCUACUUCAUGAUUCAAGAUAUCACAGACGAUGGCUUUGGUAUUCCUUCCUUUCGGGAAUUUUAGUGGCAGUGUUCUGGUUGUAUCUAAUGCUGAGAUUGCCAAGGUUCAGGUGGGAUAUUGUCUGGCUUCCCUUCGGGCCUCUAAGCGGAGCUGGAAUUUGCCUUUACGUGGACCAUCUACUCAAUGAGUCGUCUGAAGAAGUAAGAAAACUUCAAGGGUACAUGUAUGCUUACAAGGCCAGCUAAAAAGUUUCUACUAAUCGAC